AUGCAUGAACAAAAUACUACGUUUCGAAUAUGGUAUAUGGUUAUGCUGGUUUUCAUGAACGAACCACUACAAGCCCAGGCCCUACAUUCAUCCUACAUGGAAACAGUAAAGCAAUGGAACCUGCUCAACUAUAAUUUCCCAUGGGACUAUCCCGUAUCAAACAAAGAUUUUUACAAUGCUGAAAAUAUUGUAGCUACAGGAAUCGAAGUUGGAUACGAUCGAAUCUUCCUGGCCACACCACGAUUGUUCGCUGGAGUCCCAGCGACACUAUCGACCGUUGCGCGGAACAGUUAUGGUGAUUCUCCACUCCUGGAAGCAUACCCAUCAUGGAGUCACCAUCGAGCCGGUACAAAUCAAUACAACUGCUCAGACAUUGGGCUUGUGUCUGUUUACCGCAUCCGGAUCGAUUCGUGCAAUCGUCUCUGGGCGUUAGAUGCCGGUGUAUCACGAUCGCUCGAGGAUUUCGAAAUCACUUGCCCUCCAAAAAUACUCAUCUACGAUCUCUACACUAACCAGGUUGUACGGAGAAUCGAUUUCCCUACGGAGGUUGUUCGGGGUGAAUCGCUUUUUACCAAUAUUGUCGUGGAUGAAACUACGUCAAGAAAAGAGAACCAUUGUGAUGACGUUUUAGUCUACAUUGCUGAUACGGUUGCACCUGGCAUUGUUGUGUAUGAUAGUGAAAAAGAUCUCACUUGGCGACUAUCGCAUCCUUCUAUGUAUCCAGAUCCCGAUUUCGCUGAGUCAAGGAUUCUCGAACAUCGUUUCACACUAAUGGAUGGUGUGGUUGGGUUUGCAUUUGACCCGGAAGCAGACAUUCUUUAUUUUCAACCUCUUGCAACGGAUCGUUUAUUCUCUAUCAGUACCGCCGCUCUGCGCCAAGGACCCCUAGAAUUUGGCAAAGAUCUUCCCAUAAAACUGGUUGGACGUAAAUCGUCGCAAGGAAUUGGUCUGGCAGCAGCACCUCGAGGUGGAACUAUUUUCUACGCUCCGCUAUCGGAAACUGCCGUAGCUUCAUGGAAUCCACGCACCAACGAACACAGUCUACUCGCCCAAGACAAGGAAAGAAUUCAGUUUGCUGCCGAUCUGCGUACACCUGACCGUGAUAAUAAUGCUCUCUACAUACUAACGUCCAAAUUUCAUCGUUUUUACCUAAAAAAUCUGAAUGCCAAUGAAUUCAACACUCGCAUUUUGCGCAUCGAUGGCGUUGUUAAGAGCAGUGCACCUCAACAACAGACGACACUCUUCUCCAACCAGCAUAGAUUUGCACCAACUAGAACAAGCUAUGAGACUGUCUCCAGCAAUAACUUUUUCAGCGUGCCUUCGUCUUCUUUAAGUCAGAAACCACUAUCAACUAGUACUUCCCUAUCAUCUGACGGAAUCAAGUCUUAUGCUUCUUUUGUACAAAAUUUUUAUCGGAAACAAGCCCACCCGUAUAACUAUGAACCCGUCCCAGUAAUCGACAAAGCUAAACCAAGUAAUCCCUUUUUUAUAUUGAACAGUGGUGAGAAAACGUUUCCGCCACCUCAUUUCCCAAGACAACAAUCUGGGCUCAAUGGCGAAGUUUUCUUCCAUAAAGUCAAUCCUCAUUUCAAUGAUUUCAAUGGGUUACGAUUUCGAAAAAGCAUAAAUUUCAAUCAUUCCAUUGUUCUGCAUUAG
This is a messenger RNA of Anopheles marshallii, 1656 nucleotides long. Its product is annotated as major royal jelly protein 1-like. Gene Ontology annotation, cellular component: extracellular region. The coding region runs from base 1 to 1656 and encodes 551 amino acids. The record is from RefSeq and is a predicted model, not a curated record. NCBI's taxonomy places the organism in Eukaryota, Metazoa, Arthropoda, Insecta, Diptera, Culicidae. The transcript is spliced from 3 exons.